Phytophthora sojae is the source of this 2604-nucleotide messenger RNA. RefSeq lists its product as hypothetical. Bases 1 to 2604 code for a protein of 867 amino acids. Gene Ontology annotation, biological process: cell motility. The record is from RefSeq and is a predicted model, not a curated record. Gene Ontology annotation, cellular component: motile cilium. The transcript is spliced from 3 exons. NCBI's taxonomy places the organism in Eukaryota, Oomycota, Peronosporomycetes, Peronosporales, Peronosporaceae.
AUGGUGCUGGACAUGAAGGCCGAUGCCAAGGACGCCAACCUGGACGGCCACACUGCUGACAACAACUUCGAUGAGCGUCAAGACGUCGUGACCCAGUCCGACGAGGAUGCCGCGAUCGCCGCGCGGCAGUUCACUAUGACAGGCGUGGUCAGCACGAAGCAGCGGCGGCUGGUGGACGACACCGUCGAGUCAAUAGAGAUACCGUCGUACACGAGCAACACGCCGAAGGAGCAGCUCUGUCUCGAAUAUAUCGCAGGUUUCCAGCGCCAGUUCGAGCGCAUGUUCCCCAAGCGACGGCCACUGUAUCUACAUCCACCGAACGAAAAGGGUGUGCCCAAGUUCGUGUGCACCACGAUCCGACCGACGCUCCUUCCUUAUCGAGAUCUGUACGACUGCCAUGCGUUGGCCCAAUUCUUGGCGGGUGUUGUCGAGUACGAGCCCCUUGCAAACCCGACGAUCCCACCAGUGUGUCUUCCAUCACCGACUUUCACGCUCAAGUGGAGGUCUGCAGACAGCUUCGACUUGGCCACGCUCUUGGCCUCCUUCCUCAUCGGUGCAGGGUACGACGCCUACGUUGUCAACGGCAUUGCUCCUCGGUGGCUAUGUCUUCUGGAUCAGAGCAAGGCCCCACUACCAGUGUUACCGGUGGAGGAGGAAUUGAGGAAGGCGCAUGAGCACGACACGACGUCGGAUCCGUCCAAAGCGCAUGGCGGAGCCAGUGAUAGCAAGUUGGUGAGUGAUGUGAAAUUGGUCAGUCGCACAAGCUUCACGAGCAAGUACUUGGAGAGGCAGGAGCUGGCUGAGAAGGAACGACUAGAGAAGUCUCGUCGAGUCUUAGACUUCAGCUACGGAGAGAAUGACGAUGACGAGGAUCCAUUAGAAGGCAAACGGGCACACGCGUGGAUUCUCAUUCGCGCAGGUAAGCGCGAGGUUUCGGACCAUUUCUUCUUGGAACCCUCGACUGGACGAAGCUACUCGCUGCGAGACUCCCCUUACACGGCCAUCGAGAGCGUGUGGAAUCAUGAAAAUUACUGGGUGAACAUGCAACAACACCCCGUGCACCUUACUCUUUUCGACUUGGCCAACCCAACCGACUGGGAGUACGUCUUCCUGUCCGCGGCAGAGCGCAAGUCGUCAAAAGAAUCCGAGCAAGGCGCUAAAGGUGUGGAUCUGUCGGACGAUCUCAAGAUGCUCAGCACGGAAAGCGACAACCAGCACGGAGCGGAUGCCGCCGACGACGACGACCUUAUUCUCGACAUUCCUCCGUCUUGGGUGACUAAACUUCACAUUGACCGGGCAACCUACAAGAAGAGGUUUGUGAAAGAUUGCCAGCAUGUCACGCUGUAUCAUCGCGCCAAAGUGGAGGAGUUCGCUGACAAUACGCACGAGCAGGGCUUGGUCGCACGCGUUACGAUCUUCCGCGACGUCGGGUGUACGCUACCCAUCGAGAUUCGAGAAUACUUCAAGAACCGGAAGGACAGGCUUGAAUCUCGUACGCGUUUCCCGUUCGAGGGUAAAUUCGAGGAACGCUUUGCGCCGGGUCGGAUCCCGGAAGCACUCAAGUCACGCACCGAGUGGAUCGGCUAUCGUCGGGAGCUUCAGUUCUACACGAGUGCUCGCCCUGACGGGCUGGUAAGGCGUGAAGAGGAGAUCCAAAAGCGCGUUGUGGAGCAUUUCGACGGCCGCGACGACUUCCUCAUCUUCCGGUCCGUGACGCUUGCCACCGACAAGGACGAAGUAGACUCGAAGAACCCCUACAUUUUGCCUGGUGGUCCUGCUGGCGAGAUCUCAAUCAAGAAGAUGAAGGAGAAGUUUGCGCGAAAUACUGCCGUUGUAGCUGACGAAGAUCAGCGCAAGCGAGCUUACAACCUUCAUGAAGGCUCCAUCCGCGUGUACUACCACUACGCGACUGGAAAGAUUACCGCUGGAUCGCGUGUCUAUUUCAAGGCCCCGAACGUCCCUGUCGAAGUCGUAAUGGCGGAUCCGAACGCGAAGAAGCCGAAGCUUUCGGUGUUGGAAAACGAAUUGCGCGCUUCUCUGCAGAUGGAGAAGGAUUGCUACAGCGCGGUGCGGCACUCGGACAUUGAGACGCAGGACAUCCUAAAGAUCCGAAAACGUGAAGAGAUGGCGAUCGUCUUAGAAACGAGCUUCUUCGACACCAACGAGGACGAAGCUCAAGCCAAAGAGAAGGAGGACGCCAAGGAACUCGAGAAAAACGCGAAGAGCGAGGUGGAUUACCUCAGCCCAUUCUUGCAGAGCGUGCACGCAACCGGGGAUCUCUCCAAGGAGGACGCCCAGACUGUGCGCGAUAUGUGUCUGCGCAACCUGAAGGAGCGUCUGCUCGAGCGCGCCAACAUCAUCCAAGGCCGGCUUGACAAGGAGAACGCGCUGCUGGCCAAGCGCCAGGCCGCGUUCCAGCGCAGUCAGCGCGAGCACGACCAGGGCACGGACGAGGAGUUCGAGCGCUUCUGCAGCGAGACCAUGUUCCGCAUCCAGAUCCUGGAGCAGCGUCUGGCAAGUCACGAGGAGACGGCGCUGCAGAAGUACGCUGAGAUGGACAAGCGUCUGCACAGCGACCCUCGACUGCGAGUGUUGCACCGAUGA